Molecule: messenger RNA, 3821 nt
Organism: Paramuricea clavata
Lineage: Eukaryota; Metazoa; Cnidaria; Anthozoa; Malacalcyonacea; Plexauridae
Source: the annotation of a GenBank genome assembly
AGAAAUUGCAAUUGCGUGUUCCAUAUCUGGAGUAAGAUCAACGACGAAACAGAAAUUUGUCAUGCAAGACAAAAACUGAAUAAUUUAUGAUCUGUCAUUCUCAACACAACGUUAAACUAAGCAUUAUCAAGCAAAGCGAAAGCCUAUUAUGACCCAAGAAGUGUUCAGUCAAAAUUACAGCAAACAUUGCAUGGAACUUAGCCGUUUGUAGUUUGUAAGGUUAUUUCAAAAAGUUUCAAACAAACUGACAAAUUGCUUAGCGCUCAUUCUUGAAGCUGAAACCCAGACCGCGUCGUAGAUCUUACGAGUUUUGAAAGUUCUUACUCCAGAUAUGUAUAGAGCUCACUGGAUUCCUUAGCAACAUGCUUGGCAACGAUAAACAAAUUGUGUUUCUAAGGCACUGUUGCCUAGUGACCUUUAUUUGGUUGGGUUGGCAAGAGAUCAGCUUGCGUUUGUAUAUAAAGGAACGCUUUGAAAGUUGACCAGAUCACACUUUAUAGCCGCAACUUGUAACGUAAACUUCAUAUCAGAAAGAGUUUUAAACUAGCCAACAAUGUCUACUGCAUUAGCAAUGGGAUAUCUCGGAGCACGAAGCCGACAACAAGAAGAAAGCAUUUACAAUCUAAUUCCGACCAUUCCACCGACAGAAGCUAAACCGCCAAGGUAUAGAAUUUCACUUUUAUCAUUGUCGUAAAUGUUGGCUUUUAGUUGAUUGAAACGGGUCAUAGUUUCCCUUAGGUUUUCACAUCGAUUGAGGCUCAACUUAAGCACGUUUUCACUGCUUUUUUGGGACAUUUUACGAACUUUGUAAAGAAAAGGUUUAGUCGCCUUUGUAUCCUCGAGCAACGCCUGAAUGGCCAAGUAUAUGGCUAUGCUAUUCACUGAUUAUUUGUCUUCCAUUCAUUAUAGAUACAAGUCAAAGUUUGCUGAAACUGUACGCUAUGAUUUAAGGACUAAUAAGACCAAUGCCAAAACUAUGGUGAGUAUCUGGUCCCUCUAUGAUCUCUAUGAAUAGUAUAAAGUAGCCGUAAUGAGGCCAUGCCCUCAUUGCCCUGGUUAUAAUAUAACCAAGUUUGGAAAUUUUACACUUUACCGUGCCAGAGUAAUCACUGAAUACAUACGCCAUCAAAACAUGCCAAUAAAAGAACGGAAAAACCGUCAGAACACACGCCAUCAAAUACUUGCGGUAUGGUAAAGUGUAAAGUACCCCCAAGUUUUACCAUUUUUACAGAAUCACCAUAUUUGCAGUCACCAUUAUUAAUCCGAUUGUUAUAUUUAAUUUAAGGGUCCAGCCAAGGUUCAACUUGCAAAACCAAAAGAAUUUCUGGCAAAACAUUCCAAGGACAAGAUAAUACCAGAAGGUACAGAAAACAACAUCAGUUAUAAAUUUAGUUAUAAUAAUAUUAAACAUCAAUAUUAGCAAUCAUAACUAAUUGAAAUGACUACGGCAUAUAAUUUAAAUGGAAGUCAUCCUAAGAGAGAAAUCUAAACCUUGCUCAUUUUUAUUACAGGAAAAUCUCAAUUCAGUUAUCCCGAUGCAGGCAGCAGAAAACCAGCAGUGCCAAAGCACACUGAUAAACCAGCGAUCAUGGGUGUUAAAUCAAACAAGAAUUUCAUAACAACAAAUGCAGUUGAGAACAUUAUGUCUAUACCUAAAAAGGCAGAGAAGAAAUAUGCAGAUACAAAGAUAGGAGCAACACAUCAGCUGGAACCAUCCGGGCUAACACCAAAAUAUAGAAAUAAGAAAGAUUUUGGCAAGACACCACAGUAUCUUGAAAUGAGAAAAAAGGAAAUUGAACAUGCUCAGAUUGAAUAUGAUGCAUAUAUUAGAGAAAGAUUUCGACAAGGGGCUAUGCAACAGUUAUCUGAAGGCGAAAGGUAGGUUCUUCAAAUGUGUAUGGUACAGAAAAUAUUGUUGUUUGCAAAAAUAAGAGCUUUAGCUGCCCUCAUGCUGAUGGAUUGACUGACCUGGUUGAUUAACCUUUAAAUAAAUGACGAAACCCUUAAAAACACUUGUUGGACAAUCUGGCAAUAUUAGCUGCUAUUCCUUCUUCAAUGCAAUUACAAUACAUCAAUUUUAUGAUGUCAUUGUACUAAUUCCCUUAGUUCAGCAGAAAAAGAUAUAGUAAGCUUAUGGUAGUUAACUAAGUUAAGUAACAUAAGUUUUGAUAUUCAUCUCAUUAAAUUGUAAUAAUUAUAUUUUAGACAAUCAAUAAUUGAUGGAUUGAAAACAAACUGGGAAGAAUUACAUCACCAGUACCAAGGACUAUCGGUCGUCACAGAUACUGCUCCAAAGAAAGCAAGAAAAGAAAGCCUUGAAGCUCAAAUGAAACAACUGGAACGAGACAUUGAAACAAUGGAGAAACAUAAAGUGAUAUAUAUUGCAUCUUAACUCUCAAUAAACAAACAAAUACGGAUAUAUUUUAGUAUUAAAUAGUUUGACAUUGAAUUCUAAAAUACUUUUAAAAACAAAGAAAAGGAAUUGUAUAUAUAUAAAUAAAGUUUAUUUUACAAAAAUAUCUAAUUCAUGUCAAUCUCAUACAAAUUUGCUCUUACUCUGAAAUUUGGGUUAGUCUUCCCAUGGAUUGCAUACACCUUUCAUCAACACCUUGCAAACACCUUAAAAAAAUGCCAUGGUUGUUUGUGUCUGACACCACCAUUUGGCCAACACAAUAUUAUACUGUACACAUGUGUACCAUGAUAGUAAUAAUAGAUAUAAUAUAUAUAUUAUUAUAAUAUAUAUAAAUAAUACCUACUAUUUCCAUGAUGUGUAUUAGGGAUGUACCGGAUACCAUUCAGGGAAAAGUGUUGUAAUGCUUCACUAUUUCUUAUAAUGGCUAAAUGCUAGCUAGUAAUAUCUCUCUAACGCUGUGGAUACUAAAGAAGAAACGCGGAGAACUAAGUUACAAACAGCGCUUAAUGCAACUUAAUUUAAUCCCGCUUGUAUACGACAGAGAACAGAAGGACUUGAUAUUUUUCUAUAAAUGCGUGUACGGUCUCACAGAUUUUGACAUAUCGCAGUUACAACGGGAAGGACACGCGCGGCCACUUCUGGUCUUCUGAGAACACAAGCAUGCAAAACAAGCUUUUCAAAGUUCGUAUUGUGUUAGAAUUCUUAAACUGUGGAACUAUGUUUGUACGUCUGCUCCUUCGUAUUGUCAUGUCACUGUCUCCUCUUUUAAGUCAUACUUGCGCAAGACUUACAUCCACCCACUAGUACUUCCUACACUCCUGACUUACCUAGUGUGAACUCACUUUAAUAUCACGACUCAAUAAAAAUAUCUAAAGGCCGGCGCACACUAGAGCUAUGUGCUUAGCAAAAUGUCAUUCGUGACUGUUGGCGUAAGGAGAUAGCUCUCGUGUGCGGGCGAUUUACGAACGACUUUUGUCAUUCGUGCCACUUUCGCCAAAUAUCUAACAUGUUUGAUAAUUUCUGCCUCGCGUGCCAAAAUCUUUCCGUGUGCGGCGAACGAAAGCUAUCUGCUUACGGAUUGUCGUAACAGCGCAUGCGUAGUAUACGAAAGUAAACAUCCAAGAUGGCGGCGCAAAAUGAAUUGCUGGACGAGGCAAUUUUAGAGGACAAACUUGUCGAACUUUGGCCUGAAUACAAAUGUUUAUACGAUGUGAGUUCUGCAGUAUAACAAAAUAACAACACCUCUUCGUCUUCACAUUCAUCCAUUUUGUGAGCUGUUCGCCAUCUUGGAUGUUUACUUUCGUAUACUACGCAUGCGCUGUUACGACAAUCCGUAAGCAGAUAGCUUUCGUUCGCCGCACACGGAAAGAUUUUGGCACGCGAGGCAGAAAUUAUCAAACAUGUUAGA